Bursaphelenchus xylophilus (pine wood nematode) is the source of this 2162-nucleotide messenger RNA. The record is from the annotation of a GenBank genome assembly. NCBI's taxonomy places the organism in Eukaryota, Metazoa, Nematoda, Chromadorea, Rhabditida, Aphelenchoididae.
AUGACUGACUCCAAGAAUGUUCCAUCAGAUCCUCCGACGGAUCCGGUUUCUGCUUGCGGUUUGUUUCUUUUAUCUGAUAAAUAAUAUUCUUAGUAAAAGAAGGAAUUCAGACCCCAGAAGAAGUCCCGGCUCCAGAUUUUAUUGAAGUUUCCGAUUCUUUCUUGUUGUUCCUCAGAUAUACAAAGGCCGUGAGUGAGAGAGUAUGGCUAGUGAUUGGCUGUUUCAUCGGUCUAAUUGUCAUCUUCGCUCUAACUCAGGGUUCAGACGACCCGAAACUGAGGUUAGCGAAGACGAUGAGUCGUUUCUGAUGACAAUAUUUAGAUGGAUUUCUCGAGCGAUCUUACUGUUCUUGAUUGCACUUAUCGCCGCGUCCCUUUCCGUCCCUCUUAUUCUACUUAGUCCCAGGAGUACACGGUAUAUUGUAUUCCAAAAUUUCAGUAAGUUUAUUGUCUCCAAUAUCACGAUUGUUUAGUCCGCAAACCCCCAGUUCAUUUUGAAGAUGUGGCCAAAUUUGGAGUUCGAUCAAUGGCCAGGAACUUUUACAUUUCCUCCCCAUGUCCGCAUAGUGCGACCUCUCCGAUCCUUGGAUUAUGGCAUAUUUUGCCUGAGGCAUUAAAUGAAAAGUUCAAAAAAUUGGGGGUAAAGACAGCGGAAAUGUUUGAAUUUGCGGAUGAUUCUUAUCCAGUAGUCGUCUACUAUCACGGAACCAAUGAACAUCGGGCCAAAACCCAUCGUUGUAUGACCUACAACUUCCUGAGCGACAUGAAUUUCCAUGUAAUUGUGGGCGAUUACCGGGGAUAUGGGGAUUCGACUGGAUUUGUGACGGAAAAAGGAGUAAUUAGAGAUGCCAUCAACAUCUAUUUGUACGUCCAUGAGAAGUGCAAUCAGAAUCCGAAAAAGAAAAUCGUUGUCUGGGGACAUUCUUUGGGUAAAAACCUACUUUUUUUGAAUAUUUGGCUACCCUUCAUAGGGCAGAUUUUAUUUAGGGCAGAUCAGGUAUCGGGCCAAUAUUUGUAUCCAAUGUUGCAAAAUUGGUUGACUAGCCAGCCAAGGGAUUCACUCCCUGUUCACACCGGAGGAUAGGUGGCUCACGACCAAGCUCGCGACCUAGGUCAUGACCGAGGUCUUGGAGGUUGCCUAAAAUUACCCGAAAACGGUCUGAAUGCUUGACUAUGAUGUUCAAGACACUCUCUCUAGGUCAGUUCGUCACCAAGCUCACAACCUAGCUCGUGACCAUAGUCAGUUUAAUCGUGACCUGACCUAACUGAAGUGCGAAAACCGUCUGGAGCAACUAGUAACAUUGUUUUCAGAGGACUUUGGACAUUAAUCGUGACCUUUUCUUUCAUCAUCAGCUUGGUGACGACCUGACUUAAAGAAAGUGUCUUGACCAUCAUAGUCAAGAAUUGAGACCAUUUUCGGGUAAUUUUAGGCAACCUUCUUGACCUUGGUCACGACCUAGGUCGCGAGCUUGGUCAUGAGCUACCUAUCGUCCGGUGUGAACACGGAGUAACCCCCCUGGCUAGUGAACCAAUUUUGCAACGUUGGAUAUAAAUAUUGGCCCGAUACCCGAUCUUCCCCAUAUGAAAAGCCCCAAAUGAAAUCUGCCCCAAAUGAAAGGUUGCGGAAUAUUUGGUAAUAAAAAUAUGGCUUUCCUAGGUACUGGAAUCUCGUGUAUGUUCGUGAAUCAACUGAACAAGAUGAAUCUGAAGCCCUAUUCUCUGAUCCUGGAGUCCCCUUUCUCGGCCUUGCACGAUGUUUUUCUCUCCCAAAAGAUCCUCAAGAUAUUUUUGUGGAUCCCUUACUUCCGGGAAUACCUCGCUUUCUGUCUACAGUAUGCCGACAUCUCCAUGGAUAACCAUAAACAUAUUACUGAGUGGGUUUCCUUUUCUUUCAUCAUCAUUUUAGUAUCCAAUGCCCCAUUCUGAUGCUGCAUGCGAAUGAUGAUCCCGUGGUUCCGAUUGAAUUGGGAAAGAAGCUCUUCGACCACGUGAAACACGCGAAUAAUCUGGUCGAGAUCAAGACUUUUGACGCCAAACUCCAGCUCAGACACAAUCACAUGUACAGAGCCCCUGAUUUGACCCAGGUUAUUCGGUAAGGGAUCCUUACAUUGUCAGUUAAAUUUUAGGGAUUUCCUCCAAAAAGUGGAUCAGAAUCAAGUUUAG